GUGAAGAAAUGGUAUAAGAAGGUGAGCUGGUCGCGACCUUUGCUUAAGCUUUGCGAUGUAUCUCAGCUUUGCUUUUGUAGCUGCCCUCCUCUCUAGUGCACAUGCCAGUACUGACUGGCAACUGCACGGAUGGCAAGCACCUGGAGCCUCUGAUUUGCGUGGCCCGUGUCCUGGCCUGAAUACCCUUGCGAAUCACGGUUUCCUACCUCGAGAUGGCAAGAAUAUCACCAUCAACAUGGUGCUCAAUGCUGGGCUAGGUGAGGAUGCGCUAUUCACUUGGCAUAGUUUUCUUACGCCCACAGCAGAAGGGUUCAAUAUCGACCCAUCUAUUCUCAUCCUUGCCGCCAAGGUCGGCCUUCUCACUACGGACGCGCCCGAUAGUUUCACCCUUGAUGAUCUCAAACUACACGGGACCAUCGAACACGACGCCUCGCUCUCCCGCUCGGACUUCCUCCUCGGCGACAACGUCCAUUUUAACGAGACGAUCUAUACCACGCUCACUCAAUCCAAUCCCGGCGUCGACUACUUUAACGCGACCUCUGCGGGGCAAGUGCAGAAGAAGCGGCUCGCUGAUGAUACCCUCGCCAACCCUGGUAUCGUCAACACUGCGAAGGAGUUCGCUGUACGCACUCGGGAGUCUGCUCUUUACCUGAGCCUCAUGGGUGAUCCGGUGACGGGUGUUGCGCCCAAGAAGUUUGUGGAUAUAUUUUUCCGCGAGGAGCGUAUGCCCAUUGAGGAAGGGUGGACCAAGCCAACGACGUUGAUCACGGGCCAGACGAUCUCUCCGAUUGCGGAUAUCAUCGAAGAGGCUUCGGAGUGGGUUGGAAGUGGCAAAUGUCCUUUCAUUCGCGCCAGUCCUGACAGUAAUGUUACUGCUUGCCCGUAAGCAUACUGGUUGAGUCAUUGAUACCUAUAUGAAUUGAUAGCUUUUCGUGUUAAUUCUGAGAACCGGUUUUGGUGAACUGGGAGGUUUCCUGAUCAACGAAAAUUGUUCGUAUUGACGCACAGAAACGCGUGUCGAGGCUAGGCGACGAGCCUUGGCUCACGGAACGGAGUCGUGCAGCCAUUAAACACAAUACGCCGCGUCACGACAAUAAACUCCUCGUCAAGGACGUCUUAUAUCGUCCUUAAUCCAGAGCACCACUCGCCACCAACUUUGUGGUCGGUCCAUUUCUGAACACCGGGCAGUUUCCAAUUGUUUUUGUUUUUGUUUGUGCAAAGUUGGGAUCCAUUUGAUUUACAGUCCAAC
This is a messenger RNA of Desarmillaria tabescens, 1249 nucleotides long. Its product is annotated as Peroxidase, family 2-domain-containing protein. NCBI's taxonomy places the organism in Eukaryota, Fungi, Basidiomycota, Agaricomycetes, Agaricales, Physalacriaceae. Gene Ontology annotation, molecular function: peroxidase activity. The record is from RefSeq and is a predicted model, not a curated record. The transcript is spliced from 4 exons. Bases 56 to 886 code for a protein of 276 amino acids.